UCAGCACAUCCAUUUCUGGUGUAAACACGAAGCACACGGUAAUGUGCGAUAGUAGGCGGUGGGUUUAUCCAGUUUUCAGAUAGCCAUGGACAUUUUGAAAGCGGAGAUAGCGAGGAAGAGGAAGCAGCUGGAGGAGAAGGAGCUGUUGGGGGAAAAUAAGAAGUUCUUUAAGCGUAGUGAACUUGCUGAAAAAGAAAAGGAAGCAUACUUUGAAAGAUGUGGCUACAAGCCUAUAAUUGAGAAGCCAGCACAAAAGUUACAGAAUCAAGAAGAGGAACAGAAGCCUUCCUCAUCAAGCAACCCUGUGUUGGAGCUAGAGCUGGCAGAGGAGAAGCUACCUAUGACUCUGUCCAGGCAGGAGGUGAUACGGAGACUGCGAGAAAGAGGUGAACCAAUCCGACUUUUUGGGGAAACUGAUUAUGAUACCUUUCAACGCUUGAGAAAGAUAGAGAUUCUUGCUCCAGAAGUGAACAAGGGCUUACGAAAUGACUUGAAGGCGGCUCUGGAUAAGAUCGAUCAGCAGUAUCUCAAUGAGAUUGUAGGCGGUCAAGAACAAACAGAAGAAGAUACACAGAAUGACCUGAAGGUCCAUGAGGAAAAUACCACAAUUGAGGAGUUGGAGGCUUUGGGAGAGUGCCUUGGGCAAGGAGAUGACAACAAAGAUAUGGAUAUCAUUAAUAAAGUCUUAAAGUUCCUUCUAGGUGUCUGGGCAAAGGAGUUGAAUGCAAGAGAAGACUAUGUAAAACGCAGCGUGCAUGGUAAAUUGGCAAGUGCCACACAGAAGCAAACCGAAUCAUACUUGAAACCGCUUUUUAGAAAAUUGCGCAAAAAGAACCUUCCUGCGGACAUUAAAGAAUCAAUGACGGAUAUCAUAAAAUACGUAUUACAAAGAGAAUACGUGAAGGCAAAUGAUGCCUAUCUUCAGAUGGCUAUUGGCAAUGCCCCUUGGCCUAUUGGUGUAACUAUGGUUGGUAUCCACGCUCGUACUGGACGUGAGAAGAUUUUCUCCAAACAUGUAGCCCAUGUUUUGAAUGACGAAACACAGAGGAAAUACAUACAGGGCUUGAAAAGACUGAUGACAAUUUGCCAGAAGUAUUUUUCAACCGAUCCCUCAAAGUGUGUGGAAUACAACGCAUUAUAGAGACAUUAAUUUUACACUUCUAGCCGUGUAUUGUCUUCAAAUACAGCAACCGCCUCACCAGCUCCGAUGGAUGGAUGGAUUUCUGUUUUAUAGAGAUACUUCCUGUUUUACAUCUUCAGAUCAUUAUUCAGUAACACACCUUAAAGUCACACUAUUUCUAUAAUACCAGACUGUUAUUUCAUGUGUAUGUAUUUGAUGUUACUUCUGAAGAUGUGUAUAAAACAAAC
Messenger RNA from Nanorana parkeri, 1368 nucleotides. It is a transcript of the gene PRPF18, whose product is annotated as pre-mRNA processing factor 18. Gene Ontology annotation, biological process: RNA splicing; generation of catalytic spliceosome for second transesterification step. The transcript is spliced from 11 exons. The record is from RefSeq and is a predicted model, not a curated record. Lineage: Eukaryota; Metazoa; Chordata; Amphibia; Anura; Dicroglossidae. Bases 86 to 1141 code for a protein of 351 amino acids. Gene Ontology annotation, cellular component: U4/U6 x U5 tri-snRNP complex; U2-type post-spliceosomal complex; U5 snRNP.